CUGUGGGGGAGUAAUGUCGAUAAAGAUAUAUUUGAGGCAAGCAAAAGGAAAUAGUGCAGAGAAAAAGGAGGCGGGUUAGCCAGAAAGAGGAAGAAGGAGAAAUAGAGCAGUAUAUAUACAGUGCCAAUACAGGGGUAUUGAAAGUGCCUCAUUAGGACGUAUAUAUACCAAUGUCUUACUAUGGGGCAGAACCAAGUGUCCUACAACAUGGUCUAUUCAUAGAGAGAGGAGACAAGAAGCAAAAUGAGAGAGAUGGAGAAAAAAAGAAAAAAAGAGGAGAAGACAGGUGGAGAAAAAAAAUGUGAAGAGAUAUGGAAAAAAAGGGAAAAAAAGAUGAGAAGAGAGAGAAAAAAGGGGGGAAAAAAUGAGAUGGAGAAGGACAACAUACGUAGGUGGAAAGAAGAGAAGCAAGCGGAGAAGGGGCAGGAAAGAAAAAUG
Molecule: messenger RNA, 438 nt
Organism: Geodia barretti
Lineage: Eukaryota; Metazoa; Porifera; Demospongiae; Tetractinellida; Geodiidae
Source: the annotation of a GenBank genome assembly